CCUGAGAAAUAAUGUAGAAACCAUGGCAUUGGUACUCAGGGGAGUUCCAUCAUUCGCUAAACGUGGUUCAAGAAUCCCUCAAAUUAUUCAAUUAUUAUUUCCAAUUCCAUUCCAAGCCCAGCACUCCUUUUCCACCGCUUCUUCUUCUGAUCCUCUUCUUUCAAAGUUGCUUCAAACACCAACCUCCAAAAUCAUAAGUACACUUGAUUCUGAGCACAGGUUUAAUCUCAAAAGUUCUCAACUUUCAUGGGAUCCUCUCAUUACCAAUCUCAGAUCUUCCUCUCCUGAGAAAGCACACUUGGUUUUAGAAUGGAGAUUGGGGAGAAUGCUUGAUGAUAAUGAGAUAGAUCAUGAUGAAUACUCCAGUUUAAUAUCUCUUUGUGGAAAGAUUCAAAAUGUGUCGCUUGCAAUGCACGUGUUUGCUUCGAUGGAGGCUCGUGGAAUUAAACCCACAACUUCAGUUUUCAAUUCUCUUUUAUAUGCUUGCUUGUUAUCAAGCAAUGUGAUAACAGCUCUUAGCUUGUUCGAGAUAAUGGAGAAUUCCGAGAGCUAUAAACCUAAUUCUGAAACUUAUGACAAGUUUGUAGCAGGGUUUUCGAAUUUAAGAGAUGUUAAUAAAAUGCAAGCAUGGUUUGUGGGGAAAAGGGCUGCUGGUUUCUCUGCUAAUUUACAAAACUAUGAGUGUCUUAUUUCUGGUUGUGUUAAGGCUAGAGAUUUUGAUACUGCUGAUAGACUAUAUGAAGAGAUGAUGUCCUUGGGAAUUAUGCCUAGUUUACACAUAAUGGAAUGGGUGCUGGAAGGGCAUUGCAAACGGGGAAGCUGUGAUAAAGUUAAAGAGUUUUUAAAUUUUUUGCUGGAAUGUAAGUUUGAGAUCAAUGGGAAUAUGAUUGAAAAUGUUGUCAGGCUGUAUUCUGAGCUUGGGAAAGUGGAUGAAAUGGAGAUGCUACUCGAAAUGUUAAUGGAGUUCAAUCAGAUUGGUGAGGCAUUAUUGCAGCUGCACUGUGGGAUUAUAAGAUUCUACGCCAUGCUGGAUAAGUUGGAUGAUGUUGAAUUCUCUGUUGGGAGGAUGAUGAGUCAGGGGAUGUCAUUUAAAGGUCCAAGUGAUGUUGAGAAGGUUAUCUCUUCCUACUUUAGGCAAGAGGCUUAUGAGAGGCUAGACUUGUUUCUGGAACAUAUUAAGAGCUACUAUAAGCUCACUAGAUCAACUUAUGAUUUGUUAGUUGCUGGUUACAGAAGAGUUGGAUUGAUGGAGAAAUUGAAUUUAGUGAUGGAGGAUAUGAAAUUGGCAGGAGUAUAGUGUCCUGGCUUUUGAUGCUAAGCUCUAACAAAUUCAGAUGGGCUCUGUUAAGUUGUUAACUUGGUAGGAUAUUACUGGCUCAAUUGAAUGAUGAAGUCUAUUUAGCACUGAAGUUUCAAGGGUUGAAUUUGCCAAAACAGGUUCGCAAGAUGUGAUUUAAGGAUAUGCUGUUGGCAUAUGAGAUCCUCUAAUAGGUUGACAUUAAUUAGUUCCUCCAUUUUCUGAAGAUUGAUGCCGAGUAGCCUCCUGGAGAAACCCGAGUAGUUCGGUGGAUUCCAUUUAUGCUCUUGCAUUCAGUGGACCAUGCCUGCACUAUUUUUUUUUUUAACUCAAGCCAUGGAGUGAGAUAUAUAAUCAGAUAACACUCUCUAAAACCUUUUUCUUGGAAGACGAGGUUUUUCUUUACAGAUUAAUGGAUGUGUCCCCUGCUUGCGCUGCCAUUUUAAUCGGCAAAUCUCUGCCAUAUGUUGUUAUCUGAGAGGAAUUUAAGCAUGGUUGCUCGACUUUGUUUAUGUUCACAGUUUGAUAUUAUACCAAUCAAAUUACAAUAGGAUUGUAAUUCCCA
Messenger RNA from Populus nigra (black poplar), 1862 nucleotides. Its product is annotated as pentatricopeptide repeat-containing protein At2g30780-like. The record is from RefSeq and is a predicted model, not a curated record. Lineage: Eukaryota; Viridiplantae; Streptophyta; Magnoliopsida; Malpighiales; Salicaceae. The transcript has 2 exons. Gene Ontology annotation, molecular function: protein binding; mRNA binding. The coding region runs from base 23 to 1297 and encodes 424 amino acids.